Ostreobium quekettii is the source of this 2376-nucleotide messenger RNA. Lineage: Eukaryota; Viridiplantae; Chlorophyta; Ulvophyceae; Bryopsidales; Ostreobiaceae. The record is from the annotation of a GenBank genome assembly.
AUGACAGCGGCCGACGGGGAGGCUGGCGCGCCUGCGCGGCACAGCGGCUGGCUCUUUAGGGGCAGCGACGUCGUGGGCGGGGUCGUUUCGAGGAGGUUCGGAGUGCUGGAGAAUGGGCAGUUCGCGACGUAUAGGAAACAGGAGGACGGCAAGCCGUCGUCCGCGUGGGCCCUGCACCGGCGGUGCGAGGUCUCGCGCCUGGAGGAGCGGGAGCUGAUGAUACGGGACAAGGGAAAGAGCACGGUGUUCGCGCUUGUGGCCGGGAAGUACGAGAAAGUGGCAGGGUUCACAUUCACUGUUACGUGGCCCCAGAAUGCAGGAGGGAAGACUUCCAAGGUGAUACUGGGAUUUGUAGCCGAGACAGAUGCCGCUGGUUGGCAGUGCGCUUUUCUGCGGGCAGUGGAACAGCUUGCAGACGUGCAAGCAGGGCAAGGGCGGGAGCCAGAUCUGUCUCCAUCGCCUUCAGCAGACCUGAUGGUGUGUGCUCCCAAGUCGUCCUACAACAGCUCCAACCGAGAGCUGACUUUUGACGUCCCUGAGACAGAUCCCGCCAAUGAGGAAGCCGUGGGCACAAAUGGAACUGCAGAAACUGCCUCAUCCCAGCAGUGGAAACAGAUGCAGGUUGCCAGGUCUGCUUCUUCAUCAGGAUGCACAACUUCAUCCAGUGAAACAGGGCCAGAGACAUCAGGGAAUGGAACCACAGUUUCCAGUGGGGUGUGGUCCCCCUUGAAGCAUGUUAAUGGAGUUCCAGUGCAUCAUGAGGAAGACACGUCUGACGGUUCUGGAGGAGCUUUCAUGGUUUCUGCCAUCAUUCGGUGUCCACCGCAUGUCUGCUUCAAAGCCUUGAUGGAAACGAGUGACCAGGCAUCCAGUGUGACUGGAUUUGCGGAUAUGGAGCUGCUGGAGCAACUGGAUGAAAAUACACAGAUGUUGCAUGCUCGGCUAGAAGGAGGUGGGUGGCUGAACUGCCUGUUGGCCCCUAGAGACGUUGUUGUUCAGCGCACUUGGAGACAGGAGGAGGAAGAUGGCACAUAUGUAAUCCUGCUGCACAGUGUUCAGCGUCGGAUCGCUGUGGACCAGCAUGACCACAUGCCAUCCCUGUGGAGUUGGCUCAGAGCACCAGUUAGAGCACAGGUGUCUGCAGCAGGGUUCACAAUUGCACCCCUUAAGGAUUUUGGGCAAAAAGAGUCACCGGAGGCUCUGGUGACGAUGGUGCUCAAGAUGGACUUUGGUGGCAUUUGCAGUCAAAACAGCCUCCUGUGUCCUCUCUGUGAUCUUUUCGGCCUCCGAUAUGCCUGGAUUGAGUCCAUGCUCAUGACUGUUGUGAGGCUGCGGGACAGAGUGGAACAUGCACGGUUUGUGACUCUUCCAUUUUCAGCCAGCAGUGCCAUGCCCAAUAGGGCUGGGCCCAGGCGAACCACAACUGCAUUGAUCAGGGACUCACAAAGUGCAAAGCCUGGUGAUGCCACUGCAGCCAAACUACACGAUGGAUUGACAAACGAGGGCGACACAGCACAUGUGCAGUGCUUGUCAGGGACAAUGGACCCCAAAUAUUGGGCUCGUCCUGGUGCCGCAGGCUUCAGACUUCGGAGCGCAAACUACCUAAAGGACAAGAAGAAGGAGCUGGCAGAUGAACCUAUGUUUGAACUGGUAUCUGUCGACCUGGUGAAGAUAGCCAAGCCGACUCCGCACAUUGCAAGAUAUCUUCCAUCCAUUCAGUGCUCAUCUGCUGCAUUCAGCUAUGUUGUCCAAAUUAUGAUUCCUGGGCCUCCACAUCUGUCCAUGGUGAUGUCCUGGGGGGCGAACUCUGAAGCCAUCCAAGGUCUCAGUGGGGGCGAGCAAGGCAGCAAGAGUGUUUCCGACGCUCGCGACACUGAGUUAGAGACAGAACUAUCGCCGUUCGCCUCGUCACUCAUGAGGUUUGUGACUGGCACCGAUGAGUAUCGCAAUGGCGUGUUCAAGUUGAUUCCAAAGAUCGUGAAGGGCAGCUGGAUCGUCAGGCAGAGUGUUGGGAGCACACCUGUCUUGCUAGGGCGCAAGCUCAAGCAGUAUUACUUCAGUGGGCGAGGCGUGUCGACUAGGUAUAUCGAAGUAGACAUUGACGUUGGCUCCUCGUACACAGCGGCAUCUGUCGUUGGUUUAGUUUCAGGCGCGACGAAGAGUCUUGUCGUUGAUCUGGCAAUACUGUCAGAAGGAAAGAGGACGGACGAACUGCCAGAGGCCUUAAUAGGGACUGUCAGGUUUCAGAAUUUGGAUUUGGGUACAGCAGUUCCUUUGGACACUUCAAAAGAGUUCGUGCCCCCAGAACCAGAUCAAGGCGGGGCACAGGAACGAGCAUCAAGAACGCAGGAGAUUAGAGAUUCACGCUGUUCUUAG